Molecule: messenger RNA, 761 nt
Organism: Loxodonta africana (African savanna elephant)
Lineage: Eukaryota; Metazoa; Chordata; Mammalia; Proboscidea; Elephantidae
Product: endothelial differentiation-related factor 1
Cellular component (GO): nucleus
Molecular function (GO): DNA binding
Source: RefSeq, a predicted model, not a curated record
AUGUGCUGGGAAGAAGCUAAAGUGGGACGAGAUGAUCGAUCAGGAUGGGCAGAGGCGGGCCUAGAGAAGGUGGUCAGGGAAGGCUCACAGAGCGGGAGACCCCUAGAAAAAAAAAAAAAAAAAGCGGCUGCGGAGCCACGGGAUAGAGCCACCGACCUUGCCCGACCUGCCGUGACCGAGAGUGACUGGGACAUGGUGAUGGUGCUGCGUAAGAAGGGCCCCACGGCCCAGGCCAAGUCCAAGCAGGCCAUCUUAGCAGCUCAAAGAUGAGGAGAAGUUGUGGAGACUUCCAAGAAAUGAGCUGCUGCCCAGAAUAAACAGCAUUCAAUAACCAAAAACACUGCCAAGUUGGACCGGGAGACGGAGGAGCUGCACCGUGACUGGGUGACCCUGGAAGUGGGCAAGGUGAUCCAGCAGGGCUGGCAGAGCAAGGGGCUCACGCAGAAGGACCCGGCCACGAAAAUCAACGAGAAGCCGCUUGUCGCCAACAAUGAGAGCGGAUGGGCCAUCCCUAACAAGCAGGCUCUGGGCAAUAUAAAAGCCAUCGACCUCAAACUCCUAAGCAAGGACACUGGGAAGUCCAUCGAGAAAGAGCUGAGAGCGAAAUGAACACAAAGCCUGGAAAUCAGUUGUUGUGGCUGAUCUCGUUGGCUGGUUCCCCACCACCAGAACCACCCGGCCAGCGGCUCCUGGGGCGCUGGACUUGCUGGGGGACCUCCUCACCUCACACCUGUUGUCAAACAAACAAAAGCUUGCAAGGU